AUGAAGCUGCCGCGCAAGAAACCGUUCGCCUUUCUGCUGAUCGUCGUCGGUGGAGUUUUGCUGUGUUGCUGGAUUAAUUUGAAUCUGGCGAGUGGUGGGCAUGUGCGACGGCGAGUGGAUCGAGUGCGAGCCGGUGCUGGAGGGCUGGCAAUCCUGCGUGGUCUCUGGCAUGCCUGGGUACACCCGGUGAUGGAGGAGGACCUGCGCAAUUCCUUCGAGCAGCAUCACUUCAAUCGUACGGCCAGCGAUCGAAUCGGCGUUGAACGGUCUGUUCCAGAUACGCGCCAUCCGAACUGCCAACAACGCACCUACCUCUCAACCCCAGGACACACCACGUCUGUGAUAAUAACGUUCCACAACGAAGCUGCCUCCACGUUGUUGCGCACGAUCGCGACCAUUCUCCAGCGCACGCCGCACGAUUUGCUGCACGAAAUCAUCCUGAUCGAUGACUGCAGCGACGACUACGGUGUCCUGCUGAACGUCCAGCAGGACGACGAUCAGGACGCGCCACAGGGUGGAUUCGAGCUGCUGUCCCAAAUCCCGCUCGUGCGGUACUACAGAAACUCCGUACGGCAGGGUCUCAUAAGGUCCCGAAACGUGGGUGCCACGUACGCCGGUGGUAGCUACAUCCUGUUCCUGGACAGCCACUGUGAGGUGAAUCGUGGCUGGUUGGAGCCACUGCUCGAUCGACUUGCGAUCGAUCCGACCGCUAUCCUAAGCCCAGUGAUCGACAUUAUCGAUCCGCACACGUUCGAGUACCGGGCGAACAGUGCACGGUUGAGAGGUGGCUUUGAUUGGAGUUUACACUUCCGCUGGUUGCCGAUCGCUGAGGAGGAGUUUGAACAUCGCCGGCACGAUGAAUCGCUUCCCUUUUACAGCCCAGCCAUCUCGGGUGGUAUCUUUAUCGUGGCGAAAAGCCUGUUCGAGCAGUUGGGUGGGUUCGAUCGAGGGAUGGAUGUUUGGGGUGGCGAAUCCCUCGAGAUGUCCUUGAAGGCGUGGUUGUGUGGAGCGCACGUGGAGGUGGUGCCUUGCUCGCGUAUAGGCCACGUUUUCCGGCGAAAGCAUCCGUUCAGUUUUCCACCCGACGGUAGCCACCUAACGUAUCUCCGGAACACGAAGCGUGUGGCAUUGGUUUGGAUGGAUGAGUUCAAGAACUUCUUCUACGAGGCCCGUCCGGAAGCGAUGGCUAUCGAUGCGGGACCGGUACAAGAGCAGCAGGAACUCCGACGUGCGCUGAACUGCCGUAAAUUCAGCUGGUACCUGCAGAACGUGUUCCUCGAUCUGCGGCUACCGAACGAACACAAUGUGGCCUUUGGGCAGCUGCGGCACGGUGAACGGUGUCUCACGGUUAAACCAAACAUACGCCCGAUGGCCGCGGGCCGGUUGUUGAGUGGCCACAAGCGACCGAACGAGAACGAGGUGACGCUGCUGCAGUGCGGUGGCCAUGAUCCGGAUCGUCCUGAAGAGCUGUUUCAGUGGGCCCUGCAUAAAAUCACCGGCCAGCUGAGCACGGAACGGGCGCUUUGUCUGACGGUGCGCCAUGGGUUCGUCCUGACGGAACGGUGCUAUCAGCAGAAUGGCGUACAAUCGACUGAUGAAGGGCAACGUUGGCACCGUCAGGGAGGCACACUGGUGCAUGAGAUCAGUGGCAUGUGCCUGGAGAGUCUAGUCCGGGAUGAUGUUGGUGCGUCCGAGUGUCGGCGAGGCGCACCGUCCCAGUUGUGGAGUUUCUCGGUUGAAGUACAGCAACUAGCGUAGAGCCGCAGGGUUGUUUUAAUUAUCUGCAUGCCAAAUUUUGUAUAUAGUGAAUUAAACUGUAACCUUCCUUGAUUAUAAUAUGUUCUUUUUUCAUCGCUAUCAUAUCUGAGGUCAAUUCGGCUAUUCAGUAAUCCGGGAUUUUCCGGGUGAGAAAAUCAUAAAUAGCUGGUCAUUGAACGUUUCCUCCACUCUAAUAAACAUCUGCUGCAUCUUCUUCGGACAAAAAUUAGAAGGUUUCGUUCGAUUUUGAAAAACUCCUUUAAUUUCAGAGUUGCUCUUCACUGUUAUCAUACU
Anopheles nili is the source of this 2052-nucleotide messenger RNA. Its product is annotated as polypeptide N-acetylgalactosaminyltransferase 16-like. Lineage: Eukaryota; Metazoa; Arthropoda; Insecta; Diptera; Culicidae. The transcript is spliced from 4 exons. Bases 1 to 1758 code for a protein of 585 amino acids. The record is from RefSeq and is a predicted model, not a curated record. Gene Ontology annotation, cellular component: Golgi apparatus.